AUAGUAAUGGCUUUGAGCCCCGAAGACGAGAAGCUACGGCUGCAGCAGCUGAGGGUCCUGCGGAGGAAAUGGCUGAGGGAUCAGGAGCUGAGUCCUCGGGAACCCGUCCUGCCCCCCACCAAACAGAAUCCAGUGGAUAGAUUUUGGAGCAACUUCCUAAAGGAGAAGAGCCUGUGGAGGAACUUUACUUUUAAAGUAUACAAUGCUGGCAAAUCUGCUGCAGUCCUGUUGGUCGUGACUUGGGCUGUUCAUUACUGGUCAAAGUAUCACCUAGCGAACAAACCCUACGGUAUCACAUUUGGAAAGUUACCCUUAUAUCCCGGUGAUGUCAUCGAAGAGACUGGAGAAGUUAUCCCACCCAUGAAGGAACCAACCAGCGCUCAUCACCACCACUAA
Staurois parvus is the source of this 396-nucleotide messenger RNA. Lineage: Eukaryota; Metazoa; Chordata; Amphibia; Anura; Ranidae. The record is from the annotation of a GenBank genome assembly.